Messenger RNA from Dalotia coriaria, 1074 nucleotides. RefSeq names its product LHFPL tetraspan subfamily member 6 protein-like. Gene Ontology annotation, cellular component: membrane. The transcript has 6 exons. The record is from RefSeq and is a predicted model, not a curated record. The coding region runs from base 336 to 938 and encodes 200 amino acids. Lineage: Eukaryota; Metazoa; Arthropoda; Insecta; Coleoptera; Staphylinidae.
GCGCGACGCGUGCAUCGCGAUCGACGGCUACGCACGUCCACUGAAUUCAUCGUUAGGAUAACACAAUUAAUACUCCAUAAUACCUUAAAAAUAUUUUCACUCAUUUACUUAAAAUCAAAAGCAUCGAAAAUUAAAGUUAAAAUAUUAUACGUGUCUCGGAUAAAAAUACAUUUUCAGGUUCUCGUGUUCCCCGAUAUUAAUAGUGUGUAUGAAGAAAAAUGUAGUUUCUGCAGACAUCAUGUGACUGCGCUUGUGACAGGUCGACGAUUCGAGAUGUGAGACGCGUGCGGAAGGAUGUGGCAGAACUAAAGAUAGUGUGGGGGUGUCUCGAGACGAUGGCGACGUCGUUGACAUGCGUCGGCAUCUUGUGGGCGACGCUUUCGCUCGCAGCCGCUCUAUUGUGCUGCAGUGGGUUUUACAUGCCUUUUUGGAUACAGGGACGUUUGCUCGGCAAAGUCGACGCGUAUUUUAGCUCGUUCCGCCGUUGCAACUAUCCGAAAGUCAGUCCCCAGGGGGUCGUGGACAUUGUGGAGGAAUGUGGGAGAUAUUCCAGAUUCUGGGAUAUCCCCUCACCGUGGUGGCAGGCGAGUACAGUCCUAGUGGGCACCGGCAGUGCCCUAAGCCUACUGGUGGCGGUGACUGCGACGGCGGCAUGCUGCAUCACGUACGUCGUGCACACCGGCACGGCACGCAUCGCCGGCGCUCUCCAACUUCUCGCAGCGCUGCUUGUUAUCGCCGGCGCCGCCGUUUAUCCAGUGGGAUGGGAUAACCGAGAGAUGCGAGAGUCCUGCGGGAAUGCAAGCCAUAUCUAUCGACUAGGCACGUGUCAACUGUCGUGGUCGGUGUACCUGCUGGCCGCCGCCGUCCUCCUCCUGCUGCUCUGUUUCUGUUUGAGUUUUUGCGCGUCUCGGGUGAAGGCCGGCUCAUUUCGGAUCUGAGUGUACAGCGCCGGCAUGCUGUCCAGCAGCGUGUAGCUUAUAGACUGGCCCACAUAUCGGCGCAGCCUGAAGCCCGACACACGUCGCAAUCGGCGCCAUCGACGACGCAUCAACACUUUACCGCAAUCGAGGCCAA